AUGUCGUCCGGUAGUCGCUACUGUUGUACGAAGUGUACAAUAAAAGUUCCAAGUAAAGAUGUGUUGUCAUGCACUUGUUGCAAGACUUUUGUUCACAAUAAAUGUGAAACUAACGAUGAUAUUCUUGAUAUUUUGAAAAGUGUUAAAAAGCAUUUGACAGGAGAUGUUUCUGAAAAAAAUGUAAUCAAAAUAAUGAGACUGGGAAGGAAAUGCGAAACUGUCGUUAGACCCAUUUUGAUAAAGUUAGAUUGCGUUUUACUCAGAGACUCAAUAAUGAGAAAUGUGUAUAAAUUCAAGUCGUUAAAAGAAUUUUCACAUGUUGGACUGAACUAUGAUUUAACAAAGGAUCAGAGGCAGGAAUUCAAAUCAUUUGUUGAUAAAGCUAAAGUUAUGGAGCGAGAAGAAAACAAUCAAAAUUUUUUGUUCAGAGUGAGAGGACAGGUAGGGAGAUGGAAGAUUGUAAAAAUACAGAAAAAACCAGUGUUAAUAUAA
Messenger RNA from Helobdella robusta, 492 nucleotides. RefSeq lists its product as hypothetical. Bases 1 to 492 code for a protein of 163 amino acids. The record is from RefSeq and is a predicted model, not a curated record. The transcript is spliced from 2 exons. NCBI's taxonomy places the organism in Eukaryota, Metazoa, Annelida, Clitellata, Rhynchobdellida, Glossiphoniidae.